Lycium ferocissimum is the source of this 796-nucleotide messenger RNA. RefSeq names its product protein yippee-like. The coding region runs from base 153 to 539 and encodes 128 amino acids. Gene Ontology annotation, cellular component: ubiquitin ligase complex. NCBI's taxonomy places the organism in Eukaryota, Viridiplantae, Streptophyta, Magnoliopsida, Solanales, Solanaceae. The record is from RefSeq and is a predicted model, not a curated record. The transcript has 6 exons.
CGAUGUUGUAGAGUAUACUGUAUCAUAUGAUAUUUACGUACUCAUGUCGAACUGGUACGAUAUGGAUCGGUUAUUUUGUACCAAUAAUGUAGCACUAAUUUUGCAAAAUUAUCGUACAGGAUACUUACACUGAUUCAUGGUAAUUAGAGAAGAUGGGUAGGCUAUUUGUGAUAACUCUUGAAGGAAACAGCUAUAAAUGCAAGCACUGUCAAACCCAUCUAGCUUUGGCUGAUCACAUUAUUUCUAAGUCAUUCCACUGCAGUCAUGGGAAGGCUUACCUCUUUGAUAACGUUGUGAAUGUCACCGUUGGAGAGAAAGAAGAACGGCUGAUGAUGACCGGAAUGCACACUGUUGUUGACAUAUUCUGUGUGGGGUGUGGCUCAAUUGUGGGCUGGAAAUAUGAAGCUGCACAUGACAAGACCCAAAAGUAUAAGGAAGGGAAAUUCAUUCUUGAGAGGUUUAAGGUCGCGGGUCCAGAUGGAAGCCUCUAUACAGUAAGCCACGAUGCUCAGCUUGGUAGCGAUGCAGAUGAACCUUGAGUAGUCAUCCUGGCAUACCACUACUCAUCCCUAAAUAAUCAAAUAUCUCUUUUUCAAUUGUACAUACUCUAACUUCCUGCCCUUGUUGGUACAAGCAAAUCUUUGAUUUUUCGUUAACAUAGAUGCUAAUAGCCGAUGUAGCCAAGUUUUGCAGGAUACUUUUAGAACGGUCAUCCUUUUCGUCCUAAACAAUUUGAAUUGGAAAAUUUGCUCUUAUUCUUCUAGUCUAUCAGUUAGUAUAUCUAGCUUUUCCCUUU